UAACCCAUUUCCAUGCCAUAUAAGUAUAUAAAGUAGAGUGGAACAAACCAAACACAAUUAAUCUUGUAAUUACUUUUUUGAUUGGUGUCAAGUUACAAUAUAAGCAUGAAUCGUUUGUGGACUUUGCUGACCUACCUUCAUUCUUUGGCCGGGCCAGGGGUGAUGCUGCUCUAUCCAUUGUAUGCAUCAGUUGUGGCAAUUGAGAGCGCAUCAAAAGUUGAUGAUGAGCAGUGGCUUGCUUACUGGAUUUUGUAUUCUUUUCUCACUCUUAUGGAGAUGCUGCUCCUACCUCUCUUGGAAUGGAUACCGAUAUGGUACGAUUUGAAGCUUGCGUUUGUGGCCUGGUUGGUCCUGCCGCAGUUUAGAGGGGCUGCUUUCAUCUACGAGAAAUUUGUUAGAGAGAAGGUGAUCUAUAAAUAUGGAGGAGCCCACAAAUCUCCCAAGUCCAAGAACAAAUUCGUCGAUUUUGUAGCUACAAAUAAGGUAUCUAUGUGUGUUUUUGUUGUCAACUUUUUCAGUAACUAAUCUUAUUUUGCAUAAUCUCUUUUCACACAGGGAGAGCAGGAAGCUUACUAGUGAAGAUGCAUAUGCUUCAAAAACAAGAAGAAGCUGUCUGGCUGAGAUGUGCAUCUUUUUUGUUUUUUAUUUGGGAAUUAGUGUAUGAACGAAACAGACUUAACUUUUACUUUGGUGGGUGCAGUGUAUAAUACAGUUGCUGUUAAAUUUC
Messenger RNA from Salvia miltiorrhiza (redroot sage), 727 nucleotides. Its product is annotated as HVA22-like protein e. The coding region runs from base 106 to 525 and encodes 139 amino acids. The record is from RefSeq and is a predicted model, not a curated record. NCBI's taxonomy places the organism in Eukaryota, Viridiplantae, Streptophyta, Magnoliopsida, Lamiales, Lamiaceae. The transcript is spliced from 4 exons.